Penaeus chinensis is the source of this 808-nucleotide messenger RNA. RefSeq lists its product as uncharacterized. Bases 86 to 808 code for a protein of 240 amino acids. Lineage: Eukaryota; Metazoa; Arthropoda; Malacostraca; Decapoda; Penaeidae. The transcript is spliced from 6 exons. The record is from RefSeq and is a predicted model, not a curated record.
UCAGCCUCACCUUCAGCACACGUCUAGCGAUUUGUUUCUCGCCGCCUCUGUUUCCUAGGAGUCCUGAGACCGACUCGAGACAGCCAUGAGGAUUCUGUGGACCUGCCUCCUGGCUCUCCUCCUCGCUGGCAUCGGCCUGCUUCAGGUUGUGGCUGGAAAGGACUGCGAGAACAACGAGUAUUGCAACAGGAAAAAUGGAAGUUGUUACUGGAAGGACGAGGAGUCCUGCAACGGCUCCUCCUUCAGCUAUGGCUGUUCGGAGAAAGGCUGCGCCUGUUGCGUCACUGAUGAGACGGUGUGCAUCGAGAAGAACUUCUGCGCCAAGAGGAACGGAACUUGCAUCCCGAAGGACGAGAGCUGCAACGGCGAGGUCCUCCUGGAGGGCUGCCACACGGACGGCUGCCACUGCUGUGUGGAGAAUCCAGUGAACAUUACCGUCGAAUGCGAACCAAAAGAUUGCUCGGAUUAUAACGGGACCUGCUUCGAGAGAGGGAAAGUGCCCUGCAAUGGAACAAUCUACAGCAGGGGCUGCAAAGACGUUUUCUGCGCCUGCUGCGUCCCAGCAUUUAUAUCAUAUGAAGAAAGUACAUGCUAUAUUCAGUUAGAAAUUUUACGAAAAAGCUACUUACUCUUCCCCCUUGAGGUGACACAACUCAAGGUCUUUACAGUUGCAAGGUCCUGCGUUCGCGUCCGGUCGUCCCUCUCAGUCGACUGGGCUGCGUGUGAGAGCGAGUAUGCUGACCUCAGCAAAUUCAGCUGGGGAGGGAAGGAGCUGAACAUGCUAUCUUUUGUUGUGGAUAAGAAAUAA